Prorocentrum cordatum is the source of this 3622-nucleotide messenger RNA. Lineage: Eukaryota; Dinophyceae; Prorocentrales; Prorocentraceae. The record is from the annotation of a GenBank genome assembly.
GCGGCCUCCUCCUGCGACGAAGGUCGCGAAGCCGCCCAAGGCCAAGGCUGGCCCCAAGGGGAAGGCGCAGGCCGAUGGGCCCGUCAACGAGUGGGGCGACGUCGAUCCCAAGUUUUGCUCGGCCUGCAAACAGAACACUCACGAGAUCGACAGGGACAGCCCCCCGAGCGACCCGUACUACUUGAAGUGGAACAAAACUUAUUGGAGGAGUGACGGCACCUGCUUGCCUGCUGGCGAAGAAUGCACCAAGUGCUUCGGCACCAGGAGGAGGUAUUUCCUUGAGAGCUUGAAGGACCUCAACAAUGAGAGGGAGAAUAACAAGGACUUGGACGACCACUACUACGCCCUCAGGCGCGACCGAGCCUCAGGAGGAACCGAGUACAGUCACCUGCAAAAGAUGGUUGCCAGCAGCCACGUGGUAAAGAAGGAAAGCGUGUAUGGCGACACGUACGUCGAGGGCACGUGGAUGGAGCUGUGGGAGUUCGCGCGCGUCCGUAACAUCCAGGGGUUCCAGCGCGGCGAGGAGGACCAGCUGAGCGAGUUCAUCCAGCAGAAGUGGCCCGACUUUGACAUCGCACCCGACGAGUGCGGAACGCUAGGAGUUGAGAUCCCAGACCAUGGGCCUGGCCACAAGAGGUUCAGGCGCGGCGCGAAGACCUCAGCAGACCUCGAGCGCCGCGAGGAUCACGCCGACAAGGGCAUUGCGAGGGAGUCCAUGGAGCACGCCAAGGCGCAGGUCCUCGGCACCAGGCCGCCGUCAGCUUCUCCGAUCGCGUCAGGUGAUUGGGGUCGGGCGGCCGCGGCAGAGGAGGAACUGGCAGACUCCGACGCCGAAGGUUCCGCGGCGUGGACGGCGGGCAGCAACGCUUCCAACAGCCAUAAAUUCUCCACCCCAGAGGCGCUGAGGAUGCCUUCCCACAAGAGGCAGCUUUCGGCGGACAAGCGGGUCGCCAGCGAUGAGCACCCACUUAGCAAGAAAUUCCAGUGCGACCAGGAGCGCGAUCGCGCUUUUCGAAGCGGUGCUUCGGCAGCUGGGAGCCGCAGGGGCUCGAGAUCGCCUGACGGAGGAGGCAAGAGUUUGGAGAAGCGCAAGACGGCCGCCAGCGGAACCGUUGCGGCUGCCAACGAGGUCCUCGCCAUUGCGUCGUCGAAGUGGUCCUUUCGGCAGCACUGGGAGGGAAGGCUCCGCAAGCGCGAGUCCGACGCCUUCCUGACGAGGCUCAACACCCACGGCCGCAAGUGCGGCAACGUCCUGGCCAACGCGGAGGCUGCCGACGUCAGCACGCAGUUGUUCAACGCGCGCGAACUCUUGGAGAAGAGGAGCAGCCUCUUCGAGAGUUUGCGGGGCAACUUCGUGAAGUUUGCCAUGGAGGACAUGUCCCAGGAUCACGUCGAUGCUCUGAAGGGCGCGCCCAUCGACCUCCUCGGCACCAUUAUCACUUCUGAGUUGAACCAGGCCUUGAAUUCAAUGUGCGCUGCCCCUGGUGCCAGGUGCGACGUCGUGACCGCCUUCGGGAGCGUCGCAGAUGCGAAGCCACGUUCGCAGAGAUUCAGCGUCGGAUUGCUUGCUAAGGACCAGUCGAUAGCGUCGGAGUGCCAGAAGGGUCUUGUGCUGAGCUUGGCCGAGAGGCUGUGGAAGCACAGCGAUGCGAAUUGGAUCGUCCGCUGCUGCCAGUUGCUAUCGGAACUUGUGGGCGAUUGCGUCGUGGACGCCAGGGAGAUUGCCGAAGAUGGGGACGCUCUCGAUGAUGAAUCCUGGUUCGCUCAGCCGAAGAUCGACAUGUGCUGCAUCCUUCUGAUGGGGAAAUGCCUCGAAGCCAGCCUUUCCGAAUCGACGCUGCCCCGCGACACGGUCUCCAAGAUCUGCGCCAUGGUGGAAUGCAAGAAUAGACUGAGCCCCCGUCUGCGAGCUCACUUUCGCCAAAUUUGCGGCGCUCAGGUGCAGCAUGGGCGCCAAGCUUGGGAUCGCAUGCUGCAGAUUCAUGCUGAGGCCAAGGAGAUGACCGACAAAUGUAAGCACAUCGACGCCGAGAAGAUGCAGCAGGUGAAGGGCACGCUGGAGACCGCGCUCGCGCUCGAGGUGGGCUCCUGGGACGCCUGCUACGAGGCCGUUGUCGACGUCUACAACGACCACAAGGACCUGCUGGAUGCGCUCGGGUCUGUCUACUGCAACUCCGAGGGCUCGGCUGAGGCCGACGACAAAGGCGAUGCUGCCAAGAGGAAGAUGACUGAGGAUAUUGCGUCGGCCUUGCUCCGCGUAUUCGACUUGUCAAUGGCCAAUGCCAAUACAGUGAUGGAGGCCCAUUCUAGACUCCACUCUUUUGCCAGGUCGGCAGCUGUCGAAUGCCAGACCCCGUCUUCGCAGGACGAGCAGUUCGACUGUGAGGAUCUAAGGUGGAUUGGCUCACUUAUCGAUAUGAUCGUGACCGUCUGGCCGAACAAGCCCGCGCUUCUUGCGUACGUCCAGCAGAAGAUUCGCAUAUUGAUCGACCUGUGCUCCAUCGCGUCGCCUGCGGCGGGCUCGACGGCCAAGUUCGGUGACGCGCUGGCGGCGUUCUCAAAGGUGCUGCAGAGGGAGAUUUCUCUCAAGGUAGGGGCCACGUCGCCCGCGAACAUGGCGUGGGAUCGCUCUGAGGGCAAGGGCUUGAUCACUAUCGCCAAGCAGCUGGACGACGUGACGAGCCUUGGUGAUAUCAUGAUGUCAUAUAUGGUCACCUUCGUGGCUGCAGACCCAGCCAAACACAAGGAUAUCGGGCAGUUGCUGAACUCGGGCAGCGUUCUUCCGUCUGGAGCUGGGGACCUGGCGAAGGGUGGCAUCGCGCUGCAGAUGUGCGCCGAUACCGUCAUCAAGAUUACCUCUGGCAAGUUCGCGGGCGGAUUGGUCGAGGUUUCCAACGUCCUCCGCGAUCUGAACCAUGCAAAAUCAAAGUGCCCCGAGUUGUUCCAACGGUACGCGUCUUUCGACGAUAAGUGGAAGUUGAUCAUGGGUGAGUGGACGCGUCUGUACGAUUCCAUGGAGGCCAAGGCAAAGGUGCUGGACAUCACGGACUCGUUCGUCAAGGACUUCGGCAAGAUCAAGCAUGCCAUCACCACCUGGGACUUUUCAGGCACGCCGUGGAUCAGCGUGGAUGACGCUACAAAGGCCGCCACCAUGCGGCAGAUCGACGGGCUCGUCGUUCAGUACCCGACCUGGAAGAACACAGCGGAGACCGUCAGCACGAUCAUGAGUUUCGCGAAGGGCGGCGUCUACGAGAGGGUUCGGGCGUUCGUCGACCGCCUGGUGGAGCACCAGGCGAUCUUGAAAGAGACGGCCGAGAUCGCUGCCGUGAACGUCGUGACAUCUGCCGUGGUGAAACACAUGGCGGACCCUCACGCAGGGAAGAACGAGGGCAAGGGCGCUAAGAAUCCAGUCGGCUCUGCACUCAAGUGCACGCAGAAUUUCCUGAAGGUCGGCCUCGACAAGCUGCCCGUCGAGCUCCGCAGCAAGUGCGGCGAGGCUUGCGCCGAGGACACGACGACGGUGGCGGCGGCCGCUCCUGAGUCGACCUCGGGCGCGAGCGUCGUCGCUGGGGACGGCAAGCUCAAGAAGAAGCUUGCCAAGCAGAGCGCGCAGGCUGCCUAG